Penicillium verrucosum is the source of this 666-nucleotide messenger RNA. RefSeq lists its product as uncharacterized. The record is from RefSeq and is a predicted model, not a curated record. The coding region runs from base 1 to 666 and encodes 221 amino acids. The transcript has a single exon. NCBI's taxonomy places the organism in Eukaryota, Fungi, Ascomycota, Eurotiomycetes, Eurotiales, Aspergillaceae.
AUGCCUGUCGCUACCCUCCACCUCCUUACCCUUGUCAAGACCACAGAUGCACAAUCAUUCCUCCAGCAACUCAGGCAAUCGCCAAGCACUCGAGUCAUCGUCGCCUCGCGUCCACGUCAUGUCGUAAUCCAUCCAAAUGUAUUAGACAACAACCCUCUCACCUCAACUCCAUGGGACUUGCUAGUGCUCCUCCAAAUCGCCCAGCCAAACGAACAAGACCCAAUCCCAAGCGCUCUGCGCGGGUUAAUCACGAACGAAUACAGAAUAACCACUGGAAUCCCAUCGAAGCUCCUCUCAGACUAUCAGGCUAGAGACUCCCGACUUAAGAACGAUGCGUCAUCCAUACCUCUCACAGGUUCUCUGGACAAGGUUGUCCGCGAGGGCAGCAAAGAGACUUCGCAGAGUCUGGAAGUCUCGCCCGAGCUACUGAGAUUCAUGAAUGAACUUUUCAAGACCCAUAAGGGACCCGUAACCAUGCUAAACCUACUACAUUUCCACCAUCCUGAUGGCAAGAAGAACUAUUAUCAGUACGGCCAAGCCUUUAUUCCUGUCGCAGGGAAACGCGGCGGCAGUGCCAAGUUGGUGGGCAAUGUGGUACCGCCAGUGUCGGAGAAGAGUGAUUCGCGGGGGGCCGCAGAGUCGGCCGCAGCAGGAUUGGUGGAAUGA